AUGAUUGGCCAGCUGAUCCUGCUUGCAGUGAAUGUUUGUCGUUUUGCGUUAGUCGUAUCGAUUCGAGCGGAUAACGCUAGGAAACAACGAGGUGGAAGACGAUCAACGGAUUUAAAUGUAACAAAUUUAAAACGACGACAAUCAUUUUAUCAGUUACAAUCAUCUUCUUCGUCCAACGAGGACGAUUACGAAGAUGAUAUUGACGACAGUAGCAAUACAACUAAUAAUAAUGGAAACGGUGAUUUCAUCGCAACAACAGUACCAGGUACUAAGAAAAAUAGUCGUAGUAAGAAAAAGAAGAAAACUCGUGGACGUGUUAAAAUUAAAAUGGAAUUUAUUGAGAAUAAAAUACGACGUUACACAACAUUCAGUAAACGAAAAACAGGAAUAAUGAAAAAAGCCUAUGAAUUAGCAACAUUAACUGGCACGCAAGUGAUGUUACUUGUAGCUAGUGAAACAGGACAUGUCUACACAUUUGCCACACGAAAACUACAACCAAUGAUUACCAGUGAAGCUGGUAAAGCUUUGAUACAAACAUGUUUAAACAAUACAUCUGAAGAAGAUGAAGAUGUUUCCAAUGAUAAUUUGAAUCCAACGGAUGAAGUGGAGUAUGAAGAAGUUGAAUUGUUUUAUAAAACGCCUCCAUCAUCGACAAGUACAACAUUGGCACAUAAUGAUGUUAUUGUUAUUGAUCAGUCUAUUAAAAAUCUGUCCAAUAAACAAAGCAAUGCAUCAAACGAAAUUCUAAAUAACAAUCGUACUUGUCAACAAAAUUCUACAGUAAAUAUACCUGAAUUACAGCAACAACAACAACUACUAUCAGAAAGCCCGUCAACUGAUUUAGAGGCUACAACAUCAUCAAUAGUUCGAGAACAAAGUCGAAAACGAUUUAAAGUCGACGCGUCUGAUUCUACACCUAAGAAAAUUAUUAAAAGUGAAAUCAUCUCUACAGCAAUAACAACGACAGUACAGGAUUCAUCUUUGCAACCGAAUACAAUUAUAGAAUCUUCAAUUCAAAAAAAUUCUACAGGUGCAUUAACAGUUCCAUGUUUUAUUGUUCAAUCACCACAACAGACAUCAGCAACGACAUCUCCUUAUACAAUCGAUAUGAAUUUUUUUAAAAGUAAUGGUAUGAACAUUGUUUUUGGUUCUUCAUCAUCUCCACAAUCAAAUAUCACACCAUCAUCUAAUUUUUCGACUUCUGUUGGAACUCAAACGCUUGAUAAUUCACAGCAACAAUCUGUUAUCAGUAUACCAUUACUACUGACAUUAAAUAAUUUAUUACCGACUAGUAAUACCACAACAUCACAUUAG
Didymodactylos carnosus is the source of this 1314-nucleotide messenger RNA. The record is from the annotation of a GenBank genome assembly. Lineage: Eukaryota; Metazoa; Rotifera; Eurotatoria; Philodinida; Philodinidae.